AUUAUAGCCAUCAUAUCAUUCAUACUAAUCUACAUAUUCUUGUCCUCAUUGAACACCAACUCGUGGACUGAUUUGAAGACCAAAAACGGCACAAAUGGUAACACCGGUGAUGGAUCUGGUGGUGAAUCCCACGACAAACCGAUGUCACACCAAACGAUACAACGAAUGCUUAUGAAUGAGAAAUACUUUCAAAUCACAGAUUGCGGCCUUCCAACGGAUUCCGUAUACCCGCAGUACAUGGUGUUCGAGCCCUUACCCAUAAAUCUGUAUCAAAACUGGACAAUGAAUUGGCGCCUCAUAUUCAGGAAUCCCAUGCAAUGGACGACACAAAUGGACGUCGAGGUCGAGAAGAUACUGUUCGGUCUCCAGUGGCUCAAGAUUAAGAUCCCGUGCGUUAUGGAGUACUUCGGCUCCUGUAGCUUCAACUUCUGCAAGAUGUGGCAAAUCCAUUGGGACGAGCAGUUGUGCGCUUACAUCCAGCAGAACUACAACAUGAGCUGCCAGUGCCCGGACACCUUCGCCCUCGACGUACUCGAUUUCAAUGAUUUGCAUUAUAUGCCAAUUGUGGACAGGAUUAUGAAGUACUUCUCGUGGUUUGCGGCCGGCUGGUAUAAUGUAAACGUCAGACUCUUUGAUAAAGUCACGAAACAACAGUAUCUGUGCGUUAAAACACAUUUCAAUAUCGAUGUCACACACGAUGAUGAGGACGAGGAUUAA
Messenger RNA from Oppiella nova, 717 nucleotides. Lineage: Eukaryota; Metazoa; Arthropoda; Arachnida; Sarcoptiformes; Oppiidae. The record is from the annotation of a GenBank genome assembly.